Wyeomyia smithii (pitcher-plant mosquito) is the source of this 1282-nucleotide messenger RNA. RefSeq lists its product as uncharacterized. Bases 133 to 717 code for a protein of 194 amino acids. The record is from RefSeq and is a predicted model, not a curated record. NCBI's taxonomy places the organism in Eukaryota, Metazoa, Arthropoda, Insecta, Diptera, Culicidae. The transcript is spliced from 2 exons.
UUUGUCAGAAACGCCAAGAACGCCAAAAACCAAAACUUUUUUGUUCGACUCGUUAUCAAGCAUUUUCGAAGUUGUUUAUUGCAUACGGCAGUUCGUACAAUUUUUGUAUUACUGGACAGGCACCGUCUAAGCAUGAAAACCAACCCAAACCAGCAGCGAGGCUCCGGUCCGAAACAUAAUAAACAAGGUAGCAAUUAUAAGAAAGGCUCGAACAAAAAUAAAUUCUUUCACAAAGGCACCCAGCAGUCAAAAGGUUUUGCUCGUGGAAACAAUCAGUCUCAAUCACCACGGAUAAAGUUUCAAGGAAAACAAAAAUAUAAUAAUGAUAGACCACCAUUUGGACAACAUCGCAACGAUCGCAGUCAAAACGCCGGCAAGUUGAAUAAACCUAAACCUCAAGGUGCGCAAACAAAUUCACACCAGCAAAAACCCCAACAGCAAAACCAGCAGCGAGCCGCACCAAAUCUGGACCAGCUGUUCACAGUUAAACCUGCAAAAUUGGACUACUGCUUGGCACCAGAGCGGCUGGAGGCACAGAGUCGUGCCUUGAAACGUUUCGAGCAGCAAGAACGGGACAAGGACCGGCAGAAGCAACGCAGCGAGAAGGAACGUCGCCACAAACUGAUGACGGCAAAAACCCGCAAGGGACAACCGGUUAUGCAAGGCCGGAUGGAGCUGUUGUAUGAAAAGGUGCAGAAAAUGGUAGAUCAGGGCUAAUCGAAAAUCGUGUGGUAAGAAAACUACUUGCUUCAGAUUUAAAUAUAUACCUAAUAAUACUUUAUUACCUAAUAUUGAGGACAGUAACAGGCUGCCUCUUCGUUUAUUGAAUUAUUUGAAAUACACUAGCUUGAUUUAAUGAUGGAUACGUGCACGUUUUGUUUUUCGAUGAGAAUAGAAUAGAGUUCAAUUUAGGAGUAAAAAUUAUAGCAAACAGGGGAGAAAUUCGGUUGAUUAGCCGGCUUCAGGCACAGAUAGCGUUCUCGUAGCUAACGACGAGUUCAUUUCCGACGGAAUUGCAGCAAUUGUCUUCGGCUAUCGGGCAUAAGUCGUUAAGCAUUAGCCUGAAAAGAAACAAGAUGAGGUGUUAGGCUAUCGGUUUUUCUGUUUUUGGGAAUAAUCAUAGUAGAAGGGUCACUAACCAUGUGUCUUUGCUGAUAUAGCUGUAGAUCUUUGGUAGUGGAAAGCCGUUGAAUGGGCUUGCCACUGGAAUGGUAUAGGCUCCCAUGUUUUCAAACACCAUCCAAUCGUCAAUCUCCAGCUCCGGAAGGCGAAUGGUUUCUAC